AUAAACCGGCCCUGCCCAUAUCUGGAGUUAUACGGAAACCCGAGAUCCAUGGGCAGGGGGAUGGAACUUCAAGAAGGGGCAGAUACACAGAGGAGUGUGUGGGUUUAUGUGCUGUUAGCCAGACAGAAAGAACAAGGAGAGCACAUUGCAAGGGUGCGUGUGUAUUUGGUAAGAGUGUGGACUGCGAACUUGAGGAGGGAGUUACCAAAGUCUGCACACUUGUGCACCAGAAUCUGCUUUCAGAAACUCAACAUCAAGAUGAACACAGUCCUGCUGCAGAGGAUGUAUACUCAUGUGUAAGGUUUGAACAGAGGUAGUCUUGACAUGUUAGAGAUUUGUUAAUUCUCUUGCAGAGUUCUGAGGAGACAGGAAAAUGGGGUAAAACCAGCCAAAACAAAGCCAAAGGAUGGACUAAAGAGAACAAGACAGACCGGAUGGACAUGCGUGGAGAAAAAGUAAACGUGGGAUUGCUGCUGCGUUUGGCAGCCCUGCUCGUAGCGGUCUGUUGGUGCCUUCAUGUUGUUUACCUGGAAACCAGCUGGCAGAGCUCCCCUCCACCUCUGACUUUGGGACGUCCCACUCAGCCAGGUCUCCACUGGGGUCAACAAACCGGGAUGAAACAUGGCUCUGCGGAAAUGCAGGGGAAAAACUCCGAAAGCGGAACGUCCUAUCAUCACCCUGUCAGGAGUGACGGUCGGAUCAGGAAGAAACACGUGGAGAAAGAAAACCCCCACCGACUGCCAGCGUGCUGCCCACCUCUCCAUCCUCACAGAAAGGCUCUGCGUUGGCAUAUAAAUCUACAGCCCUGGGCCAGUGAGACUCACUCUCUGGAGGAUGAAGCUAAAAGGUUCCUUGGCUACAUCACAACCCCACAGGUAACCUGUGCUUCGCUGGUUGAUAAUGAGGCUGCCACAGAACCAUCCGCUGGCCACUGGGCUGUGUGCCUGGAUCCAAAGUUCAGCCUGACCCACAGGAUGAAGAGCAAGCGCUGUAGGGUAUACUCUUUUGGGUUGGGAAUGGAUGAUCGGUCCAUGGAUCAUAUCCUCGCGCGGUCAGGUUGCGAGGUCCACUGCUUUGACCCCAGCUUGGAGGAGCCUCACCUGCAGAAGGCUGAAAUGUGGUUCCAUCGGAUCUCUGUAGAUUGGAGGGACCCAAGCCCGGCACUUAUCCCUAAAAGACAAGCAAACCACAAGAAACUGGCCACCAUCUUGGAUGACUUUGGACACAGAGAUGUGGAUGUGCUAAAAGCAGACAUGGAGAGCGCGGAGUGGAAGAUUCUGGAGAAUCUUGUCCUGGAAGGAGUCCUGGACUCUGUGGGGCAGCUGCUGCUGGAGCUGCACCUGCACUGGGCGGGCUUCGAGGUGGCCGGCGACGACCCGUCUGUGGUGCGCUACUGGUUCAGCCUGCUGAAGGAGCUGGAGCGCGCCGGUUUCCGCCUCUUUUACGUCCACAGCGACCCGAACAAACCUCACCUUUUCUUGCACAAGGACAUGAUGAAUGCCAGCAGCGCCUACACCUUGAGCUGGGUGAACACGCGCUGGAGGCCUUCAUGGGCGGCAGAGAGACAGAGAAAAUAAACGUCACCGUGAGUGGGUCUUUGGUCUCUGGUGACCUGUUACAUACAUGGAUGAGGUAAUUACUUCCAGAGACUCUUUUUCUUUCUUUCUCUUUUUUUUUUUUUUUUAAGCUGUUGUGAUGUUGGCAGCGGGUCAGCCUGAUUCAGACAUUUUUAAAGCCUGGCCCACAGCCAGCAGGUCCCUCUUUAGAACCGCUCUUGCCAACAGACCACACAGGUUGUCCGGUGGAUGAAAACAUACAGUGUUCUAAGGAGCAGGUAAACAGAAGAGCCUGCCGUUCUGACAGCAAGUGAUUACUUAAAAGUAGUCUCCUGUUCUACCGCAUCCCAGAUGUGCGCCGUUGGAUUGGGCUUUGGUAACUGGCAGCCAGUGGGGUACGUUGAAAUUAACGUGAUUCCAGAAAAAGUAAUAAAAACAAAGCAACUGGACUUGUUUUCCGUAGUUGAAGACGUUUCGCUUCCUCUCCAGGAAGCU
Molecule: messenger RNA, 2051 nt
Organism: Fundulus heteroclitus (mummichog)
Lineage: Eukaryota; Metazoa; Chordata; Actinopteri; Cyprinodontiformes; Fundulidae
Product: methyltransferase-like protein 24
Exons: 5
Coding region: 435-1577 (380 amino acids)
Source: RefSeq, a predicted model, not a curated record